Rhodofomes roseus is the source of this 932-nucleotide messenger RNA. RefSeq lists its product as uncharacterized. The record is from RefSeq and is a predicted model, not a curated record. The coding region runs from base 167 to 844 and encodes 225 amino acids. Gene Ontology annotation, molecular function: acyltransferase activity, transferring groups other than amino-acyl groups. The transcript is spliced from 9 exons. Lineage: Eukaryota; Fungi; Basidiomycota; Agaricomycetes; Polyporales; Fomitopsidaceae.
GUCAGGCUUUACUACCGGACCACUAGAUCGAGUAGUCUUUCCUUGGUCUUCCCUAACUGAUUUUCAUCUGCCGGGCCUGCUCCUCAUCUGUCAGGUUUAACUUGAACAAAUUAGCUUUCCACACCUUUUGCGCAGAGACUGGCUAGAAUAAGGUCUAUGCACAGAGAUGAAGGUUCCCCCACCGAACAUCAAGAUCUUCGAGGUCAAGGAGCCCACCGAAACGAUGAUUGAUCAGGCAGUCGAGCUCACCGUAUUGCUCGAGGCAGAAGAUCAGUCAUGUAGAGUAUGGACGGGCGGGAAUCCAGCCGAGCUGCUCCCCAUUCUCAUGCGCUCCAUCAUCAAGGCGUCUUGGCUGUGCGAGGGUGCAGGGGAAACCUACGUUGCAAUUGACGAGCAAAAUACACUUAUUGGGUAUUCGCAGUGGAUCCCACCAGGGCGCGAUCUCUGGGACUCGGAAGAUCAACGCCAAUACGGAUACUACGACUUCAUGGAGAAGAUGUCGGAGGAGGGUAGGAAUUAUUUCAAGCAAUCGCUAGGAGAUCAAUUUCCGAAGUACCUGGACGAGUCGUUCGGUAUGCCGCAGUCUCAAUUCAAUACGCACUUCUGCAACCUCGCGAUGGUGCGGCCCGACUACCAGGGCAAGGGCAUCAUGUCAGCCAUGUUCAGAAUGGCAUACGAGAGGGCAAAGCAGACCGGGGCAACGUUGGCCUUGUCUGCAGGAGAUAAUAAUAAUGUCGUUGUGUAUGAGCAUAUAGGGAUGCAAUUGGUAGGCCACCGGACGUUCCAGUCGCCUUGGGGUGAAUGGUCAAGCUGGGCGUUCGCCUGGGAAACGAAGGAGAGUUGAUUGGGACACUCGAACCGCAGUGACAGAACCCAUGUAAUCUUCAAUCUACAAUACGUCGCAGAUAAAGAAACCACCUGUUGACAAGUUC